AUGAAUUAUGUUGUCUCGUCUUCAUUCUCUGUCUUCUGUUAUGUUUCAGCCUCCAAGGACAUUGACAGACCUGUUGGAACAGACACUGACUUUGUCAUCAAACUGGAGUACCAGGAGAAUGGCUCCCUGUUCUCGGAGCUCAAGUUCUACCAGAGGGCAGCCAAACCCGAGAGCAUGCAAAAAUGGAAGAGAAACAAGAAGCUGGACUUCCUGGGCAUCCCGACGUACUGGGGGUCAGGACUUGCAGAGUAUAAUAAACUCAGGUAUCGUUUUAUGGUCAUGGAUCGACUGGGAAGUGACCUUCAGAAAGCUUGUGAGUCCAGUGGAGGCCGACUGAAGAAGACCACUGUUCUCCAGCUUGGACAGAGACUGGUGGAUAUACUGGAGUACAUACAUGAGAAUGAGUACGUCCAUGCUGACAUUAAAGCUGCCAACCUCAUGCUGGGUUACAGGGACCCUGAACAGGUCUACCUUGCAGACUAUGGGCUGUCCUUCAGAUACUGCCCUGAUGGAGUCCACAAAGAAUACAAGGAAAACCCCAAGAAGGGCCAUAAUGGAACCAUCGAAUACACCAGCAUCGAUGCCCACAAAGGACUCGCGGCAUCUAGACGUGGUGACCUCCAAAUUUUGGGUUUCUGUCUCCUUCACUGGUUAUGUGGGUCUCUGCCUUGGGACGAUGUCCUCAAAAAUCCAACUCAGGUCCAGGAGGCAAAGACCAGACUGAUGGAUAAUCUGCCACAUUCAGUCCAGCAGCUGUCAGUGAGCGGAGCCAGCACAGAUGAGGUGGCCAAAUUCCUCCUUUAUGUGAACAAACUGGGCUACCAAGAGAAGCCCGAUUACCAGUAUCUUAAAAGCCUGUUGGGCAGUGCUGUCAGGGGAGGACUUGAUUUGUCCAAGCCACAGGGAGCUGCAGGGGAAUCGCCCACCAAAGAUCCUCGAGCCAAGGAAAAGAAAGCAGGAGGAGCGAGCGGAGUCUCUGGAGCCAAAGCUGCACCUCUACAGGACCAUGAUGAAGUCCAUGAAGGGGCAAAGUGCAAAGCAGUGCCAGCUCGCUACAGAGGACCACUCAUCAAUAAACCUAAACCAGAACAGAAGGAAGAAGUUCUCCCUGCUGUCAGAAGGUCCCCGAGGCAAAGGCCUGUGUGCAGUUAUGAAGACAUCGACAGUGAGGAAGAGGAAGAACGGCCCAAACCCAUUGCUGCACGUUAUCUCAGAAGUCCUCCAGUAAAGCCCAGAGCUCAACCCAAACAGAAACAUAACCCCACAAGGACAAGCAGCAAAACAGAUGACGUGCCCCUGAUCUCAGCGAGAAUGGAGCGCCGAGUCUUCCCACAAAGGAGAAAAGAAGAGCAAGCAAACGGUUACAUGGACAGGCAAACACAGCACAGAGCGGUAUACAGCCAUCCAAAGUACUGGGAUAGCCAGCUCUACUACAGAGAUGCUUUGGGUAAAUGGGAAGAGUCUGUUCCCAAAAACUCAAGUCCUGAAGCCGGUCCCCAAUGGAGUGAAUGGCUGAUGUCCUGGUUACUCUUUCUGGGCGCCUUUCUUUUACUGCUUGCUGUUGUCAGAGUUUGCCAAAGUACAUUGAAGCCCCUUUGAGGAGCUAAUGGAUCUACGAGUUUUAACAGCUCCUUUCAAAGCUCCUUCCCAAAGUGGAGAUGGAGCAGCCGGGAACACAAAGCCUCUCAUCAGGACUUCUGGGCUGCCAUUUUCACAGUGAUGGGCUGAAAUAGAAGGACAAGCCUCAGUUUAUUCUGCCUAUUAGAUGUUCUGUAAAGGUAAACAUGCGAUGAAAGAUUUCUUUAUGAUAAAAAGAUGAAGUGGGCUCUCGUUUCUGACUGCAACUCACACGCUCGAAUAAAACCGUCUUUGACUUUGAAUCGGUGGCGAGCUGCAUUCACAGACACGCAGUAUCACACGCUUACUCCUUUAUCAGACGAGGAGUAGCUUCAGUCAAAGUGUAUGAAUGCAGCACAUUGUUGAAAGCGCAGUGGCAGAAGAAAAGGCUACAGGAUGUAUAGAGGCAUGCUAAUUAAUAAGCUGAAUAUCUAUUGAGGGCUUUCUGAAGGCAGCUGUCAGUCACACUGUGAGGCACGCACAUACCUUACUGCAGUAAGGACACUCUCCAAAAACAAUGUUGAAGCUCUGCCUGCUGGAGUGCAGCGCUCGCAGCCACUGAAGGCAAAAGAGAAAAGAUCAAAUCAUUACCUUGAAUCUGAUGUGUGGCUCAUAACAGCACUUUCAAUAUACACUCUGUACAGCUAUGUUUAAGAUUAUCCAGCACCCUUGAAGCAUUGAAGGGCUCUUUUUUUAUUUAAUUUUUUUUUUAAGUCGAUUCGCGUCCUGCGAUUUGUUUCUGAGCUUCAACGAUAUCUGGCCGUGCAGCAUGUCACCGAGGACCGAGUCCAAACAGUCAUCUGUGCUCAUUUCCUGUGUGUCAUAAGGCUGCACUAGUCCAGUUCUACCUUUGAUCAUAUCUGACUGUCGCUCACCUUGAGCAGCCCACCUGUUGAAACACUAAAACACUGAUGGCUAAUGAACAAAUCGUUUGUGCCUGAUUAAAUUAAAUGCUGUUUACAAACACUGUUUACAAUAUGUAUGUCCCCAAAGGGGAAUCUGUAUUCAUGUGCAUGUUUACUGUACUUGCAGCUCUCUGAAGGCAACAGAAUAAGGCUUUGUAUUAUGACUGAGUGAAAAUGGCAACUGUAAUGAGCAAAACUUUGUUCAUUUAAGCAAAUAAAUAAAUAAAAUAGAUGUUUAUAA
Molecule: messenger RNA, 2763 nt
Organism: Neolamprologus brichardi
Lineage: Eukaryota; Metazoa; Chordata; Actinopteri; Cichliformes; Cichlidae
Source: RefSeq, a predicted model, not a curated record